Molecule: messenger RNA, 2199 nt
Organism: Cataglyphis hispanica
Lineage: Eukaryota; Metazoa; Arthropoda; Insecta; Hymenoptera; Formicidae
Gene: RnrS
Product: ribonucleoside-diphosphate reductase subunit M2 B
Exons: 7
Coding region: 162-1331 (389 amino acids)
Biological process (GO): deoxyribonucleotide biosynthetic process
Cellular component (GO): cytosol
Molecular function (GO): ribonucleoside-diphosphate reductase activity, thioredoxin disulfide as acceptor
Source: RefSeq, a predicted model, not a curated record
GUGGUUUGGGCGCGAAAUGCUGGUUGGAAGGACCAAUAAGACGCCGAUCGAGGUAAUUUUGCCGCGUAAAGAGCUCAUUCUUUUCUGCUUCGUUCGCCGAAACGGAGGUGUCUGUCGUCGUUAGUUUUGACGCAGCAAAAUCUGCAGCUAUUGAAAACAGGAUGGCAUUGCAUGAAUGUACCAAAGAAAACGUCCGCAAGCACCUCGAGGAUGUGUCGUUGCACACAUCACCAAAGAAAACAUGUAUAUCACCAAUUAUAUCUCAGGACCAUGGAUUGAAAAAUGGACUUUCCAAAACAAAAGCUGUGCGAAAAGUACAAUUGAAGGAAGAAUUCAAUCCAAAAUUGGAACCACUCCUUCAGGAAGGUCCAAAUCGCUUUGUAAUUUUUCCUAUUCAAUAUCCUGAUAUUUGGGAGAUGUACAAAAAGGCUGUGGCAUCUUUUUGGACUAUAGAAGAAGUACCCCUUCACAAGUUGGAUAAGAAAGACUGGGAAGAGAAACUUAAUUCUGAUGAAAGAUAUUUUAUUUCUCAUGUUUUGGCAUUCUUUGCUGCUUCUGAUGGAAUUGUUAAUGAGAAUCUGAUUGAGAGGUUCAGUCAAGAAGUAAAAAUCGCAGAAGCACGUUGUUUUUACGGUUUCCAAAUCGCCAUAGAAAAUAUUCAUUCUGAGAUGUAUUCCUUGCUUAUUGAAACUUAUAUUACCGAUCCACAACAAAAAAAUUUCUUGUUUAAUGCAAUUAAGACACUUCCUUCUGUAGGAAAGAAGGCUAAUUGGGCAUUAAAUUGGAUCAAUCACGAAAGCGCCACAUUUCCUGAGCGCGUAGUCGCGUUUGCGGCGGUUGAAGGUAUCUUCUUCAGUGGCAGUUUCGCCUCGAUCUUCUGGUUGAAAAAACGAGGAAUUAUGCCAGGUCUCACUUUCAGCAACGAACUUAUCUCACGAGACGAAGGAUUACAUUGCGAUUUUGCAUGUUUAAUGUUUAAACACAUCGUACAAAAACCAUCGUUUGAACGCGUGAAGUCCAUUAUAAUGGAUGCUGUAGAAAUUGAAAAGGAAUUCUUGACACAAGCAUUACCAGUUCAGUUGAUAGGCAUGAAUUGUACACUCAUGUGCAACUACAUCGAAUUCGUCGCAGACAGAUUGUUCGUCGCAUUAGGAUUUGAAAAAGUUUAUCACUCGGAGAAUCCGUUCUCGUUUAUGAACUUUAUCUCCCUGGAAGGCAAAACAAAUUUCUUUGAAAAAAAAGUGGGCGAGUAUAAAAAAUUCGGAGUCGCGGAGGAAGGUUCUCAAAAGAAAAGCAAUACAUCUGGUGUGGUGUUUAGCGCGAACUUUUAACAUAAAAGGUUUUUUGUAGAAAUAUCGUAUAUAUAGUUAUAUAUUUAGCUCCUAGAUGCAGAAAAAAAUUAUUUAUAUUAAUGAUCGUCUACGAUUUUGGAAUAAUUUUGUAAGAACAAGUCUAAACAUUGACAAAUAUUUUUGACAGAAAGAAAUUUGUAAAAUAUUUAAGACAUUAAGAUAUACGCAUAACUUUUGAUGAUAUUAAUAAGAAAAGUAUUGAAACUGCUUUUUCUAUUAUAAUUACAAUUUUUUAAAUGCUCUUUUUUCAAUAUCAUGCUAAAAAAGAUAUAAUAUAUUUAUAUAGUUUUAUAUUUAAUAUUUUUGUUUUUUUCUUAUUGUAACUAAUUAACAAAAAAAACUUUCGAAAAAGUAUAGGCUACUGUGUAUUAAUCCUCCUAAAAAGUUACAGCUUUGCAGUUACAAUACUUUUCAUUAGUAUCAUUAUUAUUUGACAAAUUUUUGAGAAAUUGACCAUUAUCUUUAAUGUAGACUUAUUAAUUAAGACGAAUUCCAUAUUACUAAUAUUGCAUUAUCUAUGGCUUCUGAAAAAUUUCUUUUUAUAAUUUGAUAAUGAUUUAUUUUAUAAUUGAACAAUUUGAUGAAAAAUAAUAGAUAUUAUUAUAUUUUUUAUUUUUUAUUGAGGAGAGUUAAAAAUACAAAAUAAUAGUUUCUGUCAUAAAGUGCUAUACUUAACGAUUUAAUAUGUAAAAAAACUGUAUGUAAAUUUGAAUGGAUAGUUAUAUAAAUUAGAAUUUUUUACUUUAUCAUCACACAUCAAAAGUUGAUACAUCAAACAGUAUUUAUAUGAAUAAGUCUUCUCAAGAAUAUGUAAUAAUAAUGUAGAAAUAAAUUUGGUUGUAAAAGA